Molecule: messenger RNA, 1088 nt
Organism: Protopterus annectens (West African lungfish)
Lineage: Eukaryota; Metazoa; Chordata; Ceratodontiformes; Protopteridae
Product: fish-egg lectin-like
Exons: 4
Coding region: 67-831 (254 amino acids)
Source: RefSeq, a predicted model, not a curated record
AUAACUCCCUCUGAAGUCAAGAAGAGUAGCUUUUCACUUUUGCCAUAUCCUGCAUCUGUCCUAGAGAUGAAGUAUACCAUUUUGUUACUGCUUAAUCUGUGGGGACCAGCUACAGCUAUUGACUGUGAAGAUGUAGAUGGAUCCCUAAAACAGAUUGACGUGAGCAAUGGGCAAGUUUUUGGCGUGAACGAUGAAGGAAAUAUUUACACACGUUACAUGGAUUCAUGGGUCCAGAUCCCAGGUGCCCUUAUACAUGUCACUGUUGGCCCAGCUGGUGUAUGGGGAGUGAAUAAAAACUACAACAUCUACAAACUAGUUGGUGGUUACUGGGUUCAAGUACAAGGUCUUCUGAAGCAGAUUGAUGCAGGCGGAGCUCAGUAUAUUUCUGGUGCUAACAUGAAUGAUGACAUAUUUUGCUUGAACAGACAACCUGCAGCAUCAGUGCGAGAUGGAUCUGGUUUACCAUGGGUUAACAUAGCUGGGAAGCUAAAGCACUAUGCUUGUGGACCUUACAGCUGCUGGGGAGUUAACUCAAUUGAUGACAUCUAUUUCCGUUAUGAUGUUACUGUAGAUGGCUGCCAGGGAUCUAAAUGGCAACAGAUUCCUGGUAAACUAUCCAUGAUUGAAGUUGGGACAGAUGGAAGUGUCUAUGGUGUGAACAGCCUUGGAGAUGUUUACUACAGGGAAGGAAUCACUGCAAGCAAUCCAAUUGGAACUUCCUGGACUCAAGUUGCAGUCUGUGGUGGCAAAAUCAAGUAUGCUUCAUAUGACCUUGGGAAACUCUGGCUUAUUACAGAUGAUGGGAAGAUCCUCAAAUGUAAAGUUGUUUAGGAUAAUGAUGCAUGCUAUUUAUGCUACACUACCUCUGGUUUGAUCCAGACUUUAUGAAAUACAUAUCAGUGGUUUUCAAUGUCUGAUUUUUUUACUGGGUUGUCAUGACAGACCUGAAUGCUACAUAAUAGUAAUCUGCCUUAUAAGUAACUCCUUCAUGAAAUUAUUAUCUAGUAGGUACAUAUACUGUUUCUUGUAACUCUCUACAUCAUUGUGGACAAAACUACCUAAUUAAGAAAUAAAUAACUAAAAACAAA